Messenger RNA from Macaca mulatta (Rhesus monkey), 2873 nucleotides. It is a transcript of the gene TTC5, whose product is annotated as tetratricopeptide repeat domain 5. NCBI's taxonomy places the organism in Eukaryota, Metazoa, Chordata, Mammalia, Primates, Cercopithecidae. The record is from RefSeq and is a predicted model, not a curated record. Gene Ontology annotation, molecular function: protein binding.
CGAUGAGAGAGGGCGUGCGUCUCUGUGGUUAUAAAGUUGGGGGUGGAGUGGCCGGGAGAUGAUGGCUGAUGAAGAGGAAGAAGUCAAGCCGAUCUUGCAGAAACUGCAGGAACUAGUGGAUCAGCUCUAUUCAUUUCGAGACUGCUAUUUUGAGACACAUAGUGUUGAGGAUGCUGGGAGGAAGCAACGGGAUGUGCGGAAGGAGAUGGAGAAGACCCUACAGCAGAUGGAAGAAGUAGUGGGUUCUGUCCAGGGCAAGGCGCAAGUUCUGAUGCUAACUGGGAAAGCACUAAAUGUGACUCCUGACUAUAGCCCUAAGGCUGAGGAGCUUCUGUCAAAGGCUGUGAAGCUGGAGCCCAAGCUGGUGGAAGCCUGGAACCAGCUGGGUGAGGUGUACUGGAAAAAAGGGGAUGUUGCAGCUGCCCACACCUGCUUCUCAGGAGCCCUUACCCAUUGCAGGAACAAAGUCUCCUUGCAAAACCUGUCAAUGGUGCUUCGCCAGCUGCAGACUGGCACUGAAGAUGAACAUUCUCACCAUGUCAUGGACAGUGUCCGACAGGCUAAGCUGGCUGUUCAGAUGGAUGUCCAUGAUGGCCGCUCCUGGUAUAUCCUUGGAAAUUCAUAUCUUUCCCUUUACUUCUCUACUGGCCAAAACCCAAAGAUCUCCCAGCAAGCCCUCAGUGCCUAUGCCCAAGCAGAGAAGGUUGACAGAAAAGCUUCUAGCAAUCCUGACCUUCAUUUGAACAGGGCGACGUUGCAUAAAUACGAAGAGAGCUAUGGGGAGGCCCUGGAGGGCUUCUCUCGGGCUGCUGCCCUGGACCCUGCCUGGCCAGAGCCCCGGCAACGAGAGCAACAACUUCUGGAAUUCCUGGAUAGAUUAACCAGCCUCCUUGAGAGUAAGGGAAAGGUGAAGACCAAAAAGCUGCAGAGCAUGCUGGGAAGCUUGCGCCCAGCCCAUCUAGGCCCUUGCGGUGAUGGGCACUACCAGUCAGCCUCUGGGCAGAAAGUGACCCUGGAGCUCAAGCCACUGAGUACGCUUCAGCCUGGGGUGAACAGUGGUGCCGUCAUCCUGGGAAAGGUGGUGUUUAGCCUUACCACAGAAGAGAAAGUCCCCUUGAUGGCCUAUAGUUGCCAACUUUGAUCACUUGUCAGUGGUUGCCUGACAUACUAUGUAGAAGGAUUCCGAGGCUUUGACUGGAUUCAUCAGGAGAGUGCUUUGCUUGAUUGCAAUGUUUCCUGUGAAUUCAGGUGUGUCACGUGAUGGCAUGAGUGUGAUUCUUCUCCAUCCUGUCUAUAGAUCAUCUUGCCUUGUGAUGUCGUAUAAACCCAAGGCUUUGGCAGCCUCCUGUAUGUCACAGAUGUAUCUCCAGCCCAAGCUUCAUUUCCAAGUGUUGGAUCCCUAUAACCAACUGCCUUUGGGUUCCAAUAAGAAAUCUCUAACUCAGUAUUUCAGUAUUACUCACCUAAAUCUUUCUCUGUAAAUCUGUUUCUCCUCCCUGGAUUCCUUGUGAAUGAAUGGUAUUACCUCUCAGUCACUUGAUUAAGACUUUUGGAAGAAUAGGCUUCUCCAUUCUCCAAAAAGAUUUGCCUUUUUUGUCCUAUAGACUUGACUUCUCUGUGUUUACCACCUUAAUUCACCCCUUUAUCACUUCUCCAAAUAGAUCUCCCUAAUUGUCUGGUUUCCUCCAGUGUUCCACAGUGCUGCCAGAGAAAUGUUUCUUAGAUGUAAAUCUGACCAUUGCUACUUCUUAUUUAAGAUUCCUUGCUGGUACUAUAUGUAGCUUUUGGGAUAAAGUGUGAACUACUUAGCUUAGCAUACAAAGUCCUUCAUGAUUUGCUUCCUACUUCUCUGUCCAUUAUCUUCUGUCUCUUUCCCACCUGUGCCUUUUGUUUCAACCACGGAACAAUUUUGUUGGUUUUAGAACAGCUGUUUUCAUGCCUCUGUGUCUUGCAUACAGUUACUCUGCCUGGAUAAUCUCUAGCUUCUUCUUGACAUGGCUAACAUCCUCUUCUGCCUCUAACAUUUUGUUUCAAAAAUUUUCAAACAUACAGCUAAGUUGAAAGAAUUUUACAUUGAACAUUUGUGUUCUCAAUCACUUAUAUUCUUCCAUUAACAUUUUAUUUUACUUAGCUUAUUACGUAUCGGUCUGUUUAUCCUGCUGUCAGAGUAAAUUGCAGAGAUCAAUAUACUUUACAUACUCUAGCAUGCAGUCAUUAACUGAGUUCAGUAUUUCAAUUUUUUCUUUUUAUGUAAAAUUUACAUACAAUGAAAUGUGCAAUUUUAAGUGUACAUUUCAUAGCUUUUAACAAAUGGAAAAUAUCUGUAUAACCCAAACAGAGAUCAUUACCACCAUUCUGGGAAGUUCCCUCAUGUUCCCUCCAAGGCAAUCUCUGUUCCUGUCCCCUCAGAGGUUUUUAAAAUUUUUACUGAGGAUUAAUUUUUCUAUUUUAACCCAGCUGGUUUUUUACCCUUUAAGAUUCACUUCGAGCAUCACCUCUUCCAGGAAAUCUUUCCUGCUUUCCAAUUUUGAUUUAGAUAGUUCUCCUCUGGGCUCCCACAGUCCAAUCUGUGGCUUCACUGAAUUCAGCACAAGGGAAAAGCUAUUCUAGCACUCAUCACACUUUACUGUAAGUGAUGACUUCAUUGUUUGACUCCUGCUAGACUAUAGGUCAUUCAUAGCUGGAUUGGUAUCUUACUGCUAAACACAAUGCUUGGCACAUAUGUAAUGUGUGGUGAAAGUUUGUGGAAUUAAACUACACAGACAGUGAUGGUUAGAGGCUUUGGUUAAGAGCAUGAUAGUUGGCUGGGCGCGGUGGCUCACGCCUGUAAUCCCAGCACCUUGGCAGGCCGAGAUGGGCGGAUCAUGAGGUCA